Messenger RNA from Lycium barbarum (goji berry), 1110 nucleotides. RefSeq lists its product as uncharacterized. Lineage: Eukaryota; Viridiplantae; Streptophyta; Magnoliopsida; Solanales; Solanaceae. The coding region runs from base 587 to 907 and encodes 106 amino acids. The transcript has 3 exons. The record is from RefSeq and is a predicted model, not a curated record.
AAAAAAAGCGCCAUACUUGGACCAAAACAUAAUAAAUUAACGGUGCAACCCUUAAAAUAAAAGGGUGUUAUAUUUGCUUUCUCUCAAUUCGCCUAGAAACUUCCGAUCCCAAUUCUCUCUUCAAUCUUUGCUCCUUUUCUCCUUUAUUUUUCUCCACUGGUGGUUUUGUUGACUAUAUUAAAAACAAAUACGUAAGUCUCGUCCUUUUCUUCAAAUAUGUAGAGAUUGCCGCUAUGAUUUGUUCUUUUAGUUACAUUUCGGAGUGUUGAUUGUUGAUUUUUCUUCUAUCGUAAGCAAUUUGGUGUGUUGAAUUAUUGUUAUUCCGUUCUGAAACCCUAGGUUGCUAGUUUUUAGAGUUUAGAGAAUUGAGUUGUAUGAAUUUUUCAAUAUAAAUUUGAAAAUAUACAUUUUGUUUUCCAAGAAGAUCUCAGCUCUCUUUCAGUCUUCAAAUUUAGAAUUCGAUUUUAGUUUUCUACUUAGAUUUACUUAGAUUUUAGUUUUCUGCUUUGAUUAACUUCGAAAUUUAGAAUCGAAGCUUUAUGUUCAAAUUUUAAGCCUCGCUCAGGUAAUCUCUUCAAUUUACUUCAUGUUUUCGCAUAGGUAUUGUUCAAUUCGUAUUUUAAAGCGCUGUUGGUCUUUUAUUCAUCUUGCAUGUUCAAUUUUCUGUGUUGAUUUGGGUAUAACUGAAAAAUAUCCCAGUUCUCUUCUUCACAGGUUAGAGUCUCUCUCUAAUUUGCUUUCUUCUUCACAGGAAGCUUAUGGAGCACCGGAUGAUGCAAAGUACAUGAUAAUUAUGCUCGCAAGAUUGAAGACAGUUGUUGCGGUUGGAAACAUAUGCAAGAGUCAACUGAAAAUUGGCUUUCCUUUGCACAGAGGAAUGUGUUUUAAUGCAUUGCGAUUGUGGUGAAUGGCUCUUGCAUACCGUACAAGAAGCUUUCAAUGGAAAAUAGGAAAAGUUAUGGAUGAUCCACAGGCCUUUCUAAAGCUUUCACUCAGUUAUACACAAACUGUUGAGCAAUACUAAUCACUCUCAAAUCUGCACCUUCACCAUUGUGCGUAGCAUUUGAAAAAAAAAAAAACUCGCUGAAAUCUAUUGAGGAAGUUAAAUAA